Belonocnema kinseyi is the source of this 681-nucleotide messenger RNA. Its product is annotated as VID27-like protein. Lineage: Eukaryota; Metazoa; Arthropoda; Insecta; Hymenoptera; Cynipidae. The record is from RefSeq and is a predicted model, not a curated record. Bases 1 to 681 code for a protein of 226 amino acids. The transcript has 3 exons.
AUGGGCUAUUUGACUUACAUCGCAGAGGAGUACGGUUAUACCACGAGGAAACACAUCGGAAAUUGGAUUAACACCAGUAGAAGAUUGGUUAUUCUUAAGGAACAACUCGAUGACAUUUUUUAUGGUGCAAGUGAUCCAGACCUCGAAAAACCGAUCGUCAACUUGGACGCGGUGAGGAAAUUAACUUUUAAUACCGAUGAGGACUCCCCUGAGAAGGAAAAUCAGUUAUUAUCGACUCAGGAAAACGAUGAACAAUCAUCUCAGAGUCCAACAGAGAAAGAUGAACCAGUGAAGAAACUUACAAACAAUAAUGGAAGGGGACGAAAAGGAUCUUCUACCGAAAUUAAUGCAGAGCAGAAUGACGAUGGCAGUAAACUGAAGAAGACUAGGAAGAAAUCAACUUCGAGUAAAGAGAGUGUCGCGAAUUCUAAGAAGCAAAGAAGCAAAGAAAGGGAAGAAAAGCUUCCAGAAGAGUUGACUGAAAACCCCAAAGUAAAUUCUAGGUCCAGAAAACUUCGCGGAGCGUCGCAAACUGAAGAACAAGAUGAGAAAAAAGAUGAAGAGCAGACUGAUAGUCAAAUACCUGAAAAAGUCAAACCAGCUGCUAAAUCUGAGAAAGAUGAUUCAAAAACUCUAAAUUCGCAAAGGAGCAGAGCAUCUGGUUUAGCAUCGAGUAGGUAG